This is a messenger RNA of Drosophila biarmipes, 2296 nucleotides long. RefSeq lists its product as uncharacterized. Bases 94 to 1242 code for a protein of 382 amino acids. The transcript has 4 exons. Lineage: Eukaryota; Metazoa; Arthropoda; Insecta; Diptera; Drosophilidae. The record is from RefSeq and is a predicted model, not a curated record.
AAAAACGAGAAAAACGAAAGGCAAAACCAAAAAGGAAAACGCGAUUCUGGGGCGGCAGAAAGGGAAAUCCCGCCGAGGAGCAGCAGCAGCAGCAUGACCUCCAUCCUGGACAUGAAGGCCGGCCCGCCCGACUACUGGGCGGAGAUCAGCAACUUCUUCCUGCCGCUGAAAUACCUGAUCACCAACGACCGCUUCGACGCGAUGGUGCGGGACAUAGACCUCUAUUACCUGAUCAACGGGGUCUUCUGGAUAUUCGUGGCGCUGUCCUGCGGCUACUACGCCUUCCAGCGGCUCUUCCAGUUCUUCCUCAAGUCGUCGAACAUGAAGCACUUCCAGCGGAGGCUGUUCGCCCGGGUGAUCUGGAACAUCGCCUUCUAUGCGGCCAGCUGUUUGUUCCUGCACUUCUUCAACGAGUUCAUGAUCCUGCCCCAGCUGAUGAAGAACCAAGGGCGCUACUCGCUCUUCUACUCCUCGGACAACCUCAUCUUCUAUCGCUCCCACCACGCGGAGAAGUUCCAGUUCUAUUCGAUCUUCAUCAUCACGUUCUACCUGCAUGGGGCGUGGCUGGACUUUAAGGACGCCGACUUCCUGGAGGUGGGCUCCAAGGGACUCUACCUGCUGUCCCUCGUGGCCAUCGAUGUUUACAGGUACGAGAACUACUUUGUGGGCCUGAAUCUGACGGUGGGUCUGUACAGCAUACUCACCGAGGUGCUGGCCCUGCUGGUCCUGCCCAGCACCAACUCGCACCGGCUGAUCUACCAGGUCUUCCUGGGCCUGCGCAUCGUGGUGUGGGCCUACGUGUUUGUCAACCUGCUGCCCUUCAAGUACUUUAUACCCACGCUGUUUGCCAAGAACUUCAAGUUGCCCCUGAACGUGGCCGUUUGGUUGUGGUACGGCCUCUCGAUCUGGAACUCGCCGGUGCUGCAGUACUUCUACCAUCAGAUCUACCACACGGCACCCUCGGACUGUUCGGGCGAGGGGUCGGCGGCCAAGUGCAUCCUGGUGAAGGACACCAGUGAGUUCCGGCACUACAAGACGCUGAAGAAGGCCUAUUUGGAGGUGAAGCUGGCCCACAUCAGAACCACCUCCAACUCGCUGCCCUCGGAGACCAGCUCGGCCUCGGCGAAGACCUUCCAGGCCAUCAAAUGCGUCAUGAUGCUGAAGCGCAAGUUGAAGAGGAUCCGCGAGGGACGUGGUCAUGAGCCGGAGGAUGACAACGAUGACCAGGCCACCGACACCUAAUCUCGUCCAGCAGCCAGGACGUCGCACACUCUCACACAAGUAGACCUAGACAUUUCCUUAAACCAAAAAAGACACAAGUUCUGCUUAGGCUAGAAAUUCACAAGCUGAAAUAGCGCUCUCUCUCUCACACAGUCUUGUUGGGGUUUAUGCGCGUGGCUAAAUCGUGAUAAUAGUGCAGUGCGUUUUGGCAACUCUAAGGUCGUAGCAAGUCUCAAGAACGGAAUCAAAAUGUUGGCUAUGUUCAAACAAACAUCUCUGAUGUGACUAGUAACUAGAAACGUAGGAGGAAAUUUAAAACCAAAAAAGAAACAACUCUGAUGUGACUAGUAACUAGAAACGUAGGAGGAAAUUUAAAACUAAAAAGAAAAAAUUCAAAUGGUUGCUAAGCUUUGGUUGAUAAUGUGUAAACUAAAUGCGAGAUUUAAAGUGUAGCUAAAUAUUUCAACGAAUCGUCUAUGUAUUUUAAUUGAAACACAUCGAAAACUUUGGUUUUUACCAUAACAUAUAACUACUAUAUACGAAGAAAUCAAGAUAAUCUCAAGGGCUAUGUAGAAAUCGAAAAGUGAGGCUUAUUAUAAUAGCGUAGAAAUAUUUUAUACACAUAAUGGUUACCCAAACGCACUCUACCAAACGUACUUAUCCGUGACAAACUGCGGUACAGUGAAUACACGUUUUACUAGCUAACACAUAUUUAUUGACCUCUAGACCAAUUCUAAGCCCAGAUCACGAUUUGGCGACGCGCAUAAACCGAGCGGCUGUGGAACCCUAGUGAAAUAAAGUAGUACCGCCCGACUUUUGGCGCCCGCGGAGAUCGUCUUGGAUGAUACGGAUAUAUUUAUAUUAUAUUUAUAUAGCUACUACAUCGCUCCAACUCGCUCUCUCCCUCGCACACACGAACGCAGUUUCUCUCUCCUUUAGAUUUGUAAGUCGCCUUCAACUUAUUGUUGUUGUUUAUUCGCUGUGACUUAAUGACAUAUUGAAAUAUUGUAAUGUGUUUUUUUCGUUCUUUUUAAUUGAAAUAUACUAUAUAUGGGCUAAACGAGCGCAAUUGAAA